Molecule: messenger RNA, 2979 nt
Organism: Meira miltonrushii
Lineage: Eukaryota; Fungi; Basidiomycota; Exobasidiomycetes; Exobasidiales; Brachybasidiaceae
Exons: 1
Biological process (GO): carbohydrate metabolic process
Cellular component (GO): vacuole
Molecular function (GO): beta-galactosidase activity
Source: RefSeq, a predicted model, not a curated record
GUCUCAUGGGAUAAAAAUACAUUCACAAUUGCAGGAGAAAAACUUCAUAUAAACUCGUUCGAAUUUCAUCCUUGGAGAUUACCCGUUCCAAAGUUAUGGCGUGAUCCAUUACAAAAACUCAAAGCUGCAGGCUACAACACAGUCUCUAUCUAUACUCAUUGGGCUUUAAUUAUGCCUUCGCCCGAUGCAUCUUCUGUCUCAUUAGAUGCCCCAGCUAAUCAAUUAGCUGAAUUCUUAACGAUUGCCAAAGAAGUUGGUCUUUUCGUCAUCUUACGUCCUGGUCCUUACAUCAACGCAGAAACAACUGGAGGUGGAAUGCCAGGCUGGGUACAAAACCUUGAUACGGAAUUGCGUACAAACACAACUGUUUUCGACAAUGCUUGGGCUCCAUACAUGAAAGCAAUCGUUGACGCUGCCGUUCCGUUCCAAAUUAAAGCCGGCUCUUCAGAUAAUAGCAUUGAUACCUCUGGCGGUACACUCUUGGGCGUUCAAGUUGAAAAUGAAUUCAGUGAUGAUCAAGCACAAUCUGAAUACUUUACUCAAAUUAUGGAUUUCUAUCGUGCAAAUGGAGUUAAUGUUCCAACGACAUUCAACGCUCUUAGCGGUACGGAUGACUAUGAUAACAACACCCAAUUAGAUAUUUGGGGUCAAGAUAGUUACCCUCAAGGCUUCAAUUGUGCAAAUCCUACAAAAUGGUCAGCUGUUUCCAACUAUACAGACUUAAAUCAACUACGACCAUCAAAUCCCGCUUCUAUUCCAGAAUUCCAAGGCGGAAGUUACGACGCUUGGGGAGGAAGUACGUACGAUGCAUGUGCUUCCUUGACAAACAGCAGCUUCGUCCGUGUUUUCGACAAAUCCGCCUUGGGUGAUGGUGUGAAGUUCUUGUCGAGAUAUAUGGGAUACGGAGGUACGAAUUGGGGAAACUUGGCUUUCGGUGGCUUGGUCUACACAAGUUAUGAUUACGGAGCGGGUUUGAACGAAAAGAGAAUUAUUCGUGAAAAGCUUCGUGAAUCGACGUUGCUAGGAUCUUUCUUGCAAUCUUUCCCAAGUUUUUCAAAUUCUGAUGUCCAAUUAGAAGGUACGAAUUUAGGCAUUUCUCAACAAUCGGAAGAUAUUGCCGUGUCACACCUUAAACAAAUCGACGGCGGAAACACUUCUUGGUACCUCGUUCGUCAUGGCGAUUCUACCUCAAGCUCGAUUGCAACCUUCCGCUUAGAUGUUGAUAUGGGGAAUGGUAAUACAACAACCAUCCCACAACAAGGUAAAAUGUCUCUGAUCGGUAGAGAUGCUAUUAUGGUUCCUGUAAAUGCGCCUUUCCCAAGUUCUGGCUUGACAUUAAACUAUAGUACAUCAGACGUGACUUUCAUGGGUACCGUUGGCCAACAAGACGUGAUGGUUUUGCACGGCUUUGCUGGUUACACGUACGAAUUCGCAUUGGCUGGAGGCUUGACGGCAAAUUCUACAGAUUCAUCUGUUAAAAUUCAACAAGUUGGUAUUGGCGCUACAAUCCAAUGGACACCUGCUCAAAAUGCUGCUCAGAAUGUUCAAGUGAAAACAUCUGAUGGAAAGCAAGUUUUGAUUCGUUUGGUGGAUAUUGAAUAUGCUCAAGCUCUAGGAUUCCCUUCCACUGCAUCAGUUGCCACACUUGAUGGUAUCUUGGGUCGUGGAGAUCGUGUCGUUGUUCAUGGUGCAUAUCACAUUGCAAAUGCAACUUUGAGCAGUGACGGAAGUACUCUCGCUCUUGCCGGUAGUUUGAACGGAACGUCAGCAUCCAACUUGGAUAUUAUUGCACCUGAAAGUGUCAAGCAAGUCACAUUCAAUGGAGGUAAGCCGACAUCAUCUUCUUCAAACGAUCAAAGUUUACAAGCUUCAUUCGCAGCAGCACCACAAGAUGUUUUAUCCUACGAAGCACCAGCUCUUUCGAACUGGAAAUACCAGGAUUCUUUGCCUGAAAUUCAGUCAGGUUUCAAGCCUGAUAGUAAUUGGCAAUCAGCAAAUCUGACGAAAACUCCCAAUGCUUGGUUCGCCAGUGCAAAUACAACAAACGUUCUCUUUGCUGAUGCAUAUGGAUUCCAUUCAGGUGGUGCAAUUCUUUGGCAAGGUCGCUUCAACGGUUCAUCCGUUCAAGCUGAUCAACUUCAAGUCAACUAUAUCGGCGGCAAAUUCUUCUCUUCUUCGACAUUUUUGAACGGUAAAUUCGUCGGUGCAACAAAUGUACCUUCAGAUUCAACAGAAGCAUCUGCAACUUUCACUUUGAAUAUAGACAUGUUUGUCGAUGGUGAAAACGUGUUUACCGUUUUGAUGGAUUCGACCGGACUACAAGAAGAUGGCGGAACAGUGACAAACGUAAGCGGCUAUCAAUAUCCACAAGAAGAUACAAAGCAACCAAGAGGAAUUUUAACAUUUGACAUCCUAAGCGGUGGCAAAGCACAAACUGAUUUGAAAUUAGAUUGGAUCGUGACGGGCAAUCAGGGUGGUCAGAACCUUUUGGAUAAAGUCCGUGGUCCUCUGAACGAAGGAGGAUUUUAUGGCGAAAGACAAGGCUGGCAUUUGCCUGGAUUCGAUGAUUCGAAAUGGUCUACGACCGACCCAACUACCACAGAAGGUGGUGUGAACGGUUCAAGCGUUCGUUUCUACCGUACCAGUGUUUCGCUCAAUAUCCCUGAUGGAUAUGAUGUUCCAAUAUCUAUGGUGUAUGGUGGAAAUGCAAGCGAUUCUUCUCAAACCUGGAAGAGCUUAUUCUUCAUCAACGGUUGGCAAUACGGUAAGCGAUUUGUACAAUUCGGACCACAAACAAAUUUCCCAAUCCCUCCCGGUAUUCUCGAUCCUAAAGGAGAUAACACAAUCGCUGUCGCUCUUUGGUCACCAGAUUCAAAAGGAGCUACUCUGCCAAAAUUGAGUUUGGAGAAGCAAGGAGUAUUUGUUGGACCUGUUGAUUAUUCCGUCAACAAUCCUACCUACCAACAAGUUCGUGGUUAA